This is a messenger RNA of Penicillium alfredii, 1134 nucleotides long. RefSeq lists its product as uncharacterized. NCBI's taxonomy places the organism in Eukaryota, Fungi, Ascomycota, Eurotiomycetes, Eurotiales, Aspergillaceae. The record is from RefSeq and is a predicted model, not a curated record. Gene Ontology annotation, biological process: calcium ion transmembrane transport; intracellular calcium ion homeostasis. Gene Ontology annotation, cellular component: fungal-type vacuole membrane. Gene Ontology annotation, molecular function: calcium:proton antiporter activity. The coding region runs from base 1 to 1134 and encodes 377 amino acids. The transcript is spliced from 2 exons.
AUGCUCUCUCGUGACGGUCCUUCCACAGACCCUCUGCUCGAGUCCGAGCGGGACACUCCAAAUGCCAAUGUAUCACACAAAGAGCAAAGCAGCUGGCUGUGGUCUCAAUUCCAAGGCAUUAUCUCUCUUCCAACCCACGCAGGCCUGAGCGCCAGCAGUGGUCCUGUUCUGGUGCUGCUGCCACUGGCGGCGCUGGCUAGGUUGCUUCAUUGGAAUGCCGCCAUUAUUCUGGUCGUGAACCUGGUCGCCAUUAUUUUUCUGUCUGAGUCGAUCUCCGCGGCCUUUGAUGAGCUCUCGGAGUAUCUGGGAGAAUUGCAGGGUGCGCUUCUCAGCGCGACUCUCGGCAAUACAGUCGAGUUGACGAUCUUUGGCUGUUGUCUGGUGACAGCAUCCUACAACAAGGAUGUCCUGGAAUUCAACAGCGCGCUGGCCAAGACACUAUCCUCGUUGAUGAUGAUCUCGGCCGUGACGAUUCUCCUGCCGACAGCAUUGUACUCAACCUUUUCGCAGUCAGAGAUUGACGACAAAGUACUUUCCUUUUCGCGCGGCACAUCCUUUGUCUUAUUCGCGCUGUAUGCCGGCUACCUCUAUUUUUACCUAGGAAGCCACAAGCAUCUCUUCGAACCCGAGCCCGAGGAAAGUGACCACUCCGCCAGCGAAGAUGAAGACAGUCCAAAGUCAACAACAUCAAAAACCAGCGCUGGUGGCACGCCCGGCAUGCUCACAGCCAUCGCGCGACUCGCAACAGCCGUCGCAGCCACAGCCCUCUGCACGGAGCUGCUGUUUGAAAGCAUCGACGCCAUGGUCGACACGCUGGGGAUCACCAAGGUGUUUAUUGCCGUGAUUCUCAUCCCGAUUGCAAGCAACAGUACCGAAGGUAUUGCUGUCAUUGCCGCAGCCCGCAGCAGCGACACCGACUCCGCGAUCCGAGUUAUUAUCGACAGUCUUUUGCAGAUUGGUCUUUUUGUGAUCCCGUUUCUGGUGAUUAUGGGCUGGUGCAUUGAGCAGCCCAUGACGUUGUUUUUUGAUUCGUUCCAAACAGUGCUGCUGUUUUUGGCGGUGCUUGUUGUGAAUCAUCUUUUGAGGGAUGGGCAGUAUGCUUAUAUCCAUGGGGCGAUGUUGAUCAGCUUGUAA